Messenger RNA from Penicillium waksmanii, 1245 nucleotides. RefSeq names its product epoxide hydrolase family protein. Bases 1 to 1245 code for a protein of 414 amino acids. The transcript has 4 exons. Gene Ontology annotation, molecular function: epoxide hydrolase activity. The record is from RefSeq and is a predicted model, not a curated record. NCBI's taxonomy places the organism in Eukaryota, Fungi, Ascomycota, Eurotiomycetes, Eurotiales, Aspergillaceae. Gene Ontology annotation, biological process: epoxide metabolic process.
AUGUCUGAUCGUCCAGAUACCGCCAGUCCAAAACCGUUCACCAUCUCGGUUUCCGAUGAGGAACUCAACCAGCUCCAGCAACGUCUUGCCCUGGCUAAGUUUCCUUCUCAACUAGAAUCCUCUAACCAAGAUCCGUGGGAUUUUGGUGUUCCCGCAAAAGAUGUUCAACGGCUCGCAAACUAUUGGAAGGAUGGGUUUAACUGGAGAAAAGCAGAGGCGAAGUUGAAUGAACUGCCUCAGUAUCAUACUGAUAUAGAAGUUGAGGGGUUUGGUAUCUUGGAUAUUCAUUUCAUUCAUCAGAAAAGUACCGCAGAAAGUGCCAUUCCUUUGCUUUUCAGCCAUGGAUGGCCGGGGUCGUUCAUCGAAGUGACAAAACUCUUACCUCUGCUGAAAGGUGGUGAUGGCCACCCUGCAUUUCACGUUGUCGCACCCUCCCUGCCGAACUUUGGGUUCUCUUCUGGAGUCAAUCGACGUGGGUUCGGGCUUGCACAAUAUGCCGAAGUUCUGCAUAAACUUAUGAUCAAGUUAGGUUAUGAAGAGUAUGUUACCCAGGGUGGAGACUGGGGCUAUUGGAUAACACGAGCGGUCGGUUACCAGUACCCUGACCACUGCAAGGCCUCCCACGUCAAUAUGAUCGAGGCGAAACCGCCCAAGUGGAGUACAAGUCCAUUUCUUGCCCUUCAGCAUGCCCUCAAGCCAUACUCCGACGCAGAAAAGGCAGGCCGUGAACGGGCUGAAUGGUUUAAUCGAGAAGGAUAUGGCUACAACACAAUCCAGCGAACUAAGCCACAAACAAUCGGCGUCUCGUUGGCUGAUAGCCCGGUCGCCCUUCUGGCUUGGAUAUACGAAAAGCUCCAUGACUGGACAGACUCGUACCCAUGGACUGACGACGAGAUAUUAACAUGGAUCUCAAUUUAUUGGUUCUCCAAGGCAGGACCGGAGGCCAGUGUUCGUAUCUAUUACGAAAGUUUUCACUCCGAAUCAGUGUCAGGGAUUCCAUACUCCAAGCUCAUGUCCUACAUUCCUGGAGUAAAGCUUGGUCUUGCCCACCUUCCAUGUGAGAUUGCCGCAGCCCCCUCCACUUGGGUUGCAACAUUGGGUCCGGUGGUCCGACAGAGUCGACACGAUAGUGGUGGUCACUUUGCAGCAUGGGAAGUCCCUAAUGUCAUUGUGAAUGACCUUCAUGCAAUGCUUGGCAAAGAGGGCCCUUGCUAUGGGCUGAUUCCCGGCCGGGACGGCUAUUGA